Molecule: messenger RNA, 1832 nt
Organism: Hibiscus syriacus
Lineage: Eukaryota; Viridiplantae; Streptophyta; Magnoliopsida; Malvales; Malvaceae
Exons: 5
Coding region: 57-1499 (480 amino acids)
Cellular component (GO): membrane
Molecular function (GO): starch binding
Source: RefSeq, a predicted model, not a curated record
UUUGAGGUACUGAUUUCUAUGAACCGCAACUGAAAGCUUAGCUACUGUUGGGAAAGAUGAAAGCUUUACGAAGUUGUUGUUCCAAGGCCAUCAUUGAGAAGCAUAAAGAUGUAGGGUUUUCUUGUUUCUUCAAGGAUCUUUCUCGUAAUAGAGCUGAAUUAUGCUUAUUCCCUGCAAAAGAUGUUAGAAUCCGGUGCUUGCAUUUGCUUUCUCUGCGGCAACACAGGCGCCUUCAGCCUUUUCUUUCAUCUUCUUCUCCCUCACCAGACUCACAGGUGGACUUGGAGAGUAUUGAAAAUCCUGAACAAGAGAUUCCAUCAAAGACUGUUAAUGUCAAAUUCGAGUUGCAGAAAGAGUGUUCAUUUGGAGAGCAGUUUUUCAUAGUAGGGGAUCAUCCUUUGUUAGGGUUAUGGGAUCCUGAAAGUGCUCUACCACUGACUUGGUCAGAAGGACAUGUUUGGACAGCAGAGCUGGGCAUACCUGUUGGAGUAUCUAUCCAGUUCAAAUUCCUUCUCAAAACUCGAACUGGGGACCUUUUAUGGCAACCGGACCCAGAUCGGAUUUUUGAAUCCCUUGAAACCGAGAAUACCAUUAUUGUUUGUGAGGACUGGGAAAAAGCUGAAAAUCAGAAAGUCGUUGAAGAAGAGCUGAUCGCUAAUGAAGAUGGACCUCUUCUUGAUUCUGAGAUGGCAAUUGCUGUAGAAAACUUUAAACCUCCGGAGGAAGAACUAAUCGCUGAGGCAAAUCCCACCUCUCCUGGAAUGGAACAAUUACAAGCAUUAUCCGAGGAAUCAGCAACCGGCGAUGUUGAUACUUUACUAGAGAAGCCCUUGCCUAUCGUUGCUGAGAAUAUUAGUUACCCAGAAGAAGACUUUAUAGCAAAUGCAGAUAAUGGAGUGCUCUGUUCGAGUAAAACUAACUACCCGUAUGAUGAGGCUUUGGAUGUUUCAAAUAUGAAUGCUUUGAUAGCAGAAGACCUUGGAGAAAACGACAGAGUAGAAACCGCCGAUGCCGAAGGAAAUUUGGAAGAAUAUGAAGGUAAUCCUGUCCUAGUGCCUGGCUUGAGUCCAGUAGAAACAAUGUCAGCUGAAGAAUCAAUGGUGAGUGAAGAUGACAAAAAUAUUACAACUGAUGCAUCGGUUGGAGUUAAUGAAGCUUUAAAUCAGAGAUCGUCCGAGCCAGAAAAAAAGCAAGAACCCGAAGGUACACCACAGGAAAAAGAAACAACUGCAGCAAUCAAGGACUACAGGGAACAAAAUAUCAACCAACAUAUUCAGGAACCCGUAAAAGCAAAAGAUCACAAAAAGCUCAACCAACAUAUCCAGCAGCCCCUAGUAGCCGAAGAAGAGGAGCAGCUCAAUCAACAUAUUCAGGAUCCCCUAGUAGCCGAAGAAGAACAACCUGAUCCGGAGUCUUUUCGAAGCAACGUGUUGCAGAGUGAUGUCCAAUGGGGUCGAAACGCAUUGCAGAAGCUUCUCAAUGUUUUAAGAUUUCGAUAGCUCAUUUACACUAUAAACUAAAUCUUAUAUAGUCUUUUAAGCAGAAUGCACAUUACUAUGCUUCAUUUCUGUUAAAUGAAAGGGUUAGGCUACUGGUACUGCAUUAGUACUGUUAGUAUGUACAUACAAACACUGCUUCCUUUUUUUUCUGUUAGGUUCUUGUGUACUCUACCAUGUGAAGUAACCAUUAUUUUGUACUAUUUGUUUAGGUAGCACUUUGUUUUGUCUUCUGCGUAUAUUUGAGGAAGAGUGUACUGGGAUGCAAGAGAAGGAAAUGUGGUGAUUUUAUGAAAGAGAUGUAUUCAAUCGUUGAUCAAAGAUAGUAUUUGUUCA